AUGUCGAACGAGUCACCGGAGCCGAUGGACUUGGACUCCCAGGAGCCUGAAAAGAGCGAGAUGCAACUUGCAUAUGAGGAGGCCAAGGAGGUGGCAGCUAAAGGCGAUAACGAUAAGGCUAUCAGCAUGUUCGAGAAGAUCAUAGCCAGACUUGAAUCGGAACCGAGCACCGAUACCGUGAAGUGGGCCGAGAACUCCAUCUACGCCAUGGCCGACUGCCUUGUGGCUAAGAAGGACUCUUCGAGACUCUUUGGGCUGCAGAAGGAGUUGCGUCCUGUGCUGACCUUGAUGGCUAAGGCGAAGACGGCUAAGAUUGUUAGGACGCUCAUAGACAAGCUUGCUGAAAUCGAUGGGGCGACGGACCUCCAGAUAAAGGCCUGCGAGGAGUGCAUCGAAUGGUGCCGUGAGUCGAAGCGUAGUUUCCUGAGGCAUCGGGUGGAGACACGGCUUGCCGAUUUGGAGCUACAGAUUCAUCAGUACAAUAAGGCGUUGGAGAUUCUGACAGGACUCGUGAAGGAAGUGAAAAAGAUUGACGAUAAGCUGCUGCUUGUGGAGAUCUACGUCAUUGAGACUAAGGUUCACUUCGCCCUCCAGAAUAUACCCAGAGCUAAGGCGUCACUCACUGCUGCUAAGACCAAUGCUAAUGCGAUCCACUGUCCUCCCUUGAUGCAGGCCGAGAUGGACUUGCUCAGUGGCGUUAUCAGCUGUCGAGAGAAUGAUUAUCGUACGGCGUAUUCGUACUUCUAUGAAGCCUUCGAGGCCUUCAAUCUUCAACAUGAUAAGGUUCGAGCGGAACAAGCCUUGAAGUACAUGGUACUAUCACGGAUCAUGGGAGACCAACCAGGAGAGGUCUUCAACAUCCUUAAAGGCAAAGCUGGACUUAAAUACGGCGGAGGGAGAUGUUUCGAAGGCCUCGAGAAGGUGGCUAAGGCACACGAGCAGAGGAGCUUACAUGAUUUCGAACGUACCAUGCAAGAGUACAAGAAGGAACUAGGAGAUGAUGAUGCUGUUCUGAAGUACCAUUUGACAGAGCUCAACGAGAGCGUUUUGGAACAGAACUUGCUCAAAAUCAUAGAGCCGUUUGAUCGCAUUGAAAUAGAGCAUGUGGCGAAGCUCAUCGACCUGCCGCUCCGUCGUGUUCAGAAGAAGUUGUCGGAGAUGAUCCUCGACGAGACCCUGUUGGGAACUCUGGACCAGGGCAUAGGCGUAUUGGUAGUGUACGAUGAGUUAGAGGUAGGCCGAGGAAGGCUAACGGUGUGUUCAACAAUCGACGCCUGCUCGAACGUAGUGGAUUCCUUGUACACCAAGACUACUACGAUGCUAUUCGGCAAUGGUGGUCCGAAGGCUAAAGAGGCCGAAGUGGCAGCCAAGACCAAGGGAGCAUAG
Molecule: messenger RNA, 1386 nt
Organism: Perkinsus marinus ATCC 50983
Lineage: Eukaryota; Perkinsozoa; Perkinsida; Perkinsidae
Product: 26S proteasome non-ATPase regulatory subunit, putative
Exons: 13
Coding region: 1-1386 (461 amino acids)
Biological process (GO): ubiquitin-dependent protein catabolic process
Cellular component (GO): proteasome regulatory particle, lid subcomplex
Molecular function (GO): structural molecule activity
Source: RefSeq, a predicted model, not a curated record